Macroventuria anomochaeta is the source of this 657-nucleotide messenger RNA. RefSeq lists its product as uncharacterized. The transcript has a single exon. The coding region runs from base 1 to 657 and encodes 218 amino acids. The record is from RefSeq and is a predicted model, not a curated record. NCBI's taxonomy places the organism in Eukaryota, Fungi, Ascomycota, Dothideomycetes, Pleosporales, Didymellaceae.
AUGAUCAACUCAACGACCAAAGCAGAUCAGACCGCCACUGAAUCUUCGAACACACCAACACUGCCUACGGAAAUCUGGCUACAAAUCCUUGAGCACGACGAUAUCAAGCACUUGUGGCUGUCAGUUCGCAACAUUUCUCGAGCGUACAGAGACUGUGUCGAGCGCCUGUUCUCCACCAAGUACUUGCACAGAGUCAGCAUUACCUUAUCGCUUCCACAACGAGAUCUGGUAACCAACAAAUUGAAAUGGCCGGGCGAUCCGAUCCCUACUUCGCAGCUGGUGAUGGCGUACGCUCGACUCAGCGAAGAUGGAAAGCGACUCCGUCUCGAAUCCUCAACCGUGGUGAAAGACGGAUACAGUGAAAAGACACUCGAAGAGCUCAGAGAGGCAGGAUCCCUCCCGAAAGAGCGGUUAGAGGAAGCGCUCACCACCGUGAACAUGAGCACGCAUCCAAUGGCGGGUCUGACGAUCAAAUUGUCGGUUCGCAUUGACUGGGAUGAGACGCGGAAGGUCUUGGCUUGGGAUGUUGAAUGGCGAAGUGUGCUCAGCCGGUUCUUGGAUGCAAAGGAUAGGCAGGGGAAGAUAUGGCCUACGACAGUGUGGGACACUGUGCCUCGUGGACUCCCAUGGCGUAGUGAUCAGGCUCAUUUAGCGUAA